This is a messenger RNA of Zingiber officinale, 2133 nucleotides long. RefSeq names its product BTB/POZ domain and ankyrin repeat-containing protein NPR1-like. Gene Ontology annotation, cellular component: cytoplasm; nucleus. Lineage: Eukaryota; Viridiplantae; Streptophyta; Magnoliopsida; Zingiberales; Zingiberaceae. The record is from RefSeq and is a predicted model, not a curated record. Bases 71 to 1783 code for a protein of 570 amino acids. Gene Ontology annotation, molecular function: protein binding. Gene Ontology annotation, biological process: defense response to fungus; regulation of jasmonic acid mediated signaling pathway; systemic acquired resistance, salicylic acid mediated signaling pathway. The transcript is spliced from 4 exons.
GCGGGGGUUUACCUUUGACUCGCUGAGUUGGUCGUUGACGGGGAGUGGAUCGCCGGCAGCUUUGACGGCCAUGGAGGCGAGUCAUCCCUUCUCCGACUCCGAUAUCACUAGCGCCGGUCUCUACUACGCUGACCCCUCUCCCUCCCCUCCCAUUCCCCCUGCAGAGGUCGCCGCUCUCAGCCGGCUCUCAGAGCAUCUCGCCUCCCUCCUCCGAGCCCCUACACUCGACUUCUGCUCCGAUGCUUCGAUCUUCGUGCGAUCUGUGGGGGAGGAGAACCCCCGCUCUGUCCGUGUCCACCGAUGUGUCCUCGCUGCGCGGAGUCCCUUCUUCCGCGACAAGUUCGCGGAGGGGGCGAAGGAGCUCGAGCUCGAGAAGCUGGUGGGGGAUUUCGAGGUAGGGUUACAGGCUUUGCAAACGGUGAUCCAGUAUGUCUACACGGGUCGGCUGGAGGAGCUACCUGUGGGCGUGGCGGAGUGCGUCGAUGAGAGCUACUGCCGCCACGAGGCCUGCUGGCCGGCCGUCCAUUUCAUGCUCCAGGUGCUCCACGCCGCCUCCACCUUCGAUAUCAAUGAGCUCGUGAGCGUAUUUCAGCGACGGCUCCUUGACAUUCUUGAGAAGGUAGCAACAGACGACAUCUUGUCAGUUUUAUUCGUUGCAAAUCUGAGCAAAAGAUUUUGCCAGAGAUUGGUUGACAAGUGCAUCUGCAUAGUUGUUGAAUCUGAUAUUAAUUACAUUACCCUUGAGAAAAAGUUGCCACCAGAUGUUGUAUGUCAAAUUCAGCAGCUCCGUUCAGAUUUGGGACUGAAUGGAAGACAGAACGGCAUCCCUGAUAAGCAUGAAAAGAGCAUCUUUAGUGCUCUCGAUUUAGAUGAUAUCGAAUUAGUCAAAAUGCUUUUGGAUGAAGGAAACACCACCUUGGACGAUGCAAAAGCCCUGCAUUAUGCAGUUGGCUAUUGUGAUCUCAAGAUUACAAAAGAGCUUCUGGAUCUUAAUCGUGCAGAUGUCAAUGGCAGAGACCACAGGAAUUACACCGUGCUCCAUAUGGCUGCAAUGCGUAAGGAACCUGAAAUCAUUAUGUCCUUGUUAACAAAGGGAGCCCAACCAUUUGAGACAACACCAGAUGGAAGAACAGCACUUCAAAUUGCCAAGAGGCUUACCAGAUAUAUGGAUUACUGCAGAGAAACUGAACAAUGUAAGCCUUCCCCCAAGGAACGCCUGUGCAUUGAGAUGUUGGAGCGAGCUGAACACAGAGAUUCAUCCACAGAAGUAACUUCAGUUCCAGCUGAGAUGAAAAGCGACAAUCCACUCGAGAAGUUAUUGUACCUGGAAAGUAGAGUUUGGCUAGCAGAGAGAUUAUAUCCAACAGAAGCGAAAGCUGCCAUGAAAUUAGCUAACGUGGAGGGUACACCAAAGUUCAAGUCAAGCUUCUAUCUUUGUGCUGGAAACAAGAGAUCUGCUGAGGAUGUAGUCAAAAUGUCUUUUAAGAUGACGAAAGAGCACUUAUCGCGAAUAGAAGCUCUAUCAAAGACAGUGCAACUUGGAAUGCAGUUCUUUCCGCGAUGCUCCAGAGUGAUUGAGAAGAUACUGGGUGAUGAUUUAUCGGAGCUGUCUAUCAUCGAACACAUCGACACUGAAGAGCGAAAAAACAGGUAUAAUGAGAUUCUGGAAGAUAUGAACGAUGCAUUUACCAAAGAUAUACAUGCAAUAGAAAAAGCUGGCCCACGCUCUGCCUCGACUUCUAAAUCUGCACGAUCGACUAAGACUAAGAUUGCCAAGAGAUGACAAAGUGACAUUUUCCCACAUUGCAGCAGUAGGUUCUCUCUUGGUUCGCACGCUAGAUCUCUUUCUAGGCUAUUAUAGGGAAUUUUCAUGCAUUCUGUAGAGAUGGAAACAAACAUCAUGUGUUGUGAGUUUUAUGCUUCGUACUACCUUUAAAUGAGUGCAAUAAGAGGAAUGUUUUCUUAGAGCAAUUGUGAAAAUACCUCAACUUGUAGAUAUUAAGAGGAAUGUUGUCCACUAAACUUUUAGUGCAAUCUAAAAGUGCUAGGAGUCAGGUCCAACUUCCCAAAUAUUUUAGAUAGUGUAAAUUAGGAAUUUAACUUCUAUAAAGUUUGUAAGAAUUUAUUUGGUAA